UUGCUCACCGGCACGAGAUUAGCGCAGUCGCGCUUCAGCGAGCUCGUCCUGAAGCCGCACAGCAGCCAUCGCUCCGGCGCAGGCCGCCGACCUGACCUCCUCCACCACCUCCAACCUCCCUGCCUCGCGCGCGCUCCCUCUCACUAACAUAUCACCAGCGAGCUACUUGGACAAUGUCCUUCACCCCGUCGCGCCCAAGGUGUUCGGCUCAAUGACGCGCCGGGCAGCGGCCUCGCUUAACAAGUCGCUCACUGGGUUCCUCGCGCACGAAGAUCCGGAGAAGCUCCUGUCGCUCUUCGCAGCCAAGGUCAGGCAGUGCAGGGGCCUUGGCUCUGUUGAUUUCGCGUGCGCCUUGCGCGAGUGCAGGGGCAGCGGCAAGCGCUGGCCGCUCGUUCCGGAGAUCCACGCGAAGGCGAUCACAUGUGGGCUCGGGGGAGACCGGAUCGCUGGCAACCUGCUGAUUGAUUUGUACGCGAAGAAAGGGCUUGUGCAGCGCGCGAGGCGUGUGUUUGAGCAGCUAUCUUCCAGGGACAAUGUUUCUUGGGUUGCAAUGUUGUCAGGGUAUGCACAGAAUGGUCUUGGACAAGAAGCUGUUGGGCUAUACCACCAGAUGCAUCGCUCCGGUGUUGUUCCCACGCCUUACGUUCUGUCUAGUGUACUCAGUGCUUGCACUAAAGCUGCGCUUUUUGAGCAAGGGCGGUUCGUUCAUGUCCAAGUUUACAAGCAAGGGUUGUGCUCUGAAACUGUUGUGGGGAAUGCGCUUAUUGCACUGUACUUGCGGUUCGGAUCUUUUAGCCUGGCGGAAAGAGUAUUUUCUGAGAUGCCGUACUGCGAUAGAGUAACGUUCAAUACACUGAUCUCGCGACAUGCUCAGUGUGGAAAUGGUGAGAGUGCUUUGGAGAUAUUUGAGGAGAUGCGCUUGUCAGGCUGGACGCCUGAUUGUGUAACCAUUGCUAGUCUCCUUGCAGCUUGUGCCUCUAUUGGGGAUCUGAAUAAGGGCAAGCAGCUCCAUUCUUAUCUGCUAAAAGCAGGCAUGUCUCCGGAUUACAUAAUUGAAGGUUCGCUUCUUGAUCUCUAUGUGAAAUGUGGUGAUAUUGUGGAAGCCCUCGAGAUCUUCAAAUCGGGUGAUAGGACAAAUGUAGUGCUAUGGAAUUUGAUGCUUGUUGCAUAUGGGCAGAUUAGUGAUCUAGCAAAAUCUUUUGACCUCUUUUAUCAAAUGGUAGCUGCAGGGGUACGCCCUAACCAAUUCACAUACCCAUGCUUGUUAAGGACUUGCACUUACGCUGGAGAAAUUAACCUUGGAGAGCAGAUUCAUUCACUAAGCAUAAAGACUGGCUUUGAGUCCGAUAUGUAUGUCAGUGGUGUACUGAUAGAUAUGUAUUCUAAAUACGGGUGGCUUGAUAAGGCUCGAAGAAUUCUUGAAAUACUUGAAGCAAAAGAUGUGGUCUCCUGGACAUCGAUGAUCGCUGGAUACGUGCAACAUGACUUUUGCAAAGAGGCCCUUGAAACAUUCAAAGAUAUGCAGCUAUUUGGAAUUUGGCCUGAUAACAUAGGGCUAGCAAGUGCUAUAAGUGCUUGUGCUGGAAUUAAAGCGAUCCGUCAGGGUCUGCAGAUUCAUUCUCGGGUUUAUGUGUCUGGUUAUUCAGCAGAUGUCUCCAUUUGGAAUGCGCUGGUAAACCUUUAUGCACGAUGUGGAAGAAGCAAAGAAGCUCUCUCUUUAUUUGAGGCAGUUGAACAUAAAGACAAGAUAACAUGGAAUGGACUGGUAUCUGGUUUUGCACAGAGUGGUCUAUAUGAAGAGGCCCUUGAGGUAUUUAUUAAGAUGUAUCAAGCAGGUGUCAAGUAUAACGUGUUCACCUUUGUAUCCUCUAUUAGUGCAUCAGCUAACCUUGCAGAUAUAAAACAAGGAAAGCAAAUACAUGCUACAGUUACUAAAACAGGUUACACCUCUGAAACUGAAGUUGCCAAUGCGUUGAUUUCACUGUAUGGGAAAUGUGGCAGCAUUGAAGAUGCCAAGAUGCAGUUCUUUGAAAUGUCUGAAAGGAACGACGUGUCAUGGAAUACUAUUAUUACAAGUUGCUCACAACAUGGACGUGGCCUAGAGGCUUUGGAUCUAUUUGAUCAAAUGAAGCAAGAAGGUCUAAAACCAAAUGAUGUGACCUUCAUAGGCGUUUUAGCUGCUUGCAGUCAUGUGGGUCUGGUAGAGGAGGGUCUUGGUUACUUUGAAUCCAUGUCUAGUGAGCAUGGAAUCCAUCCAAGGCCUGAUCAUUAUGCUUGUGUUGUAGACAUUCUUGGACGAGUUGGGCAACUUGACCGGGCAAGGAAAUUUGUUGAGGAAAUGCCUGUAUCUGCUAAUGCAAUGGUUUGGAGAACCCUUCUCAGUGCUUGUAGAGUGCACAAAAACAUCGAAAUUGGGGAGCUUGCAGCCAAGUAUCUACUGGAGUUAGAACCUCAUGAUUCAGCAUCAUAUGUCCUCCUUUCAAAUGCAUAUGCUGUUACUGGGAAAUGGGCUUACAGGGAUCACGUCAGAAAGAUGAUGAAAGACAGAGGAGUCAGAAAAGAGCCCGGCCGUAGCUGGAUUGAAGUAAAGAACGUGGUUCAUGCUUUCUUUGUUGGUGAUCGGUUGCACCCAUUGGCUCAUCAGAUUUACAAAUAUUUGGCUGACGUAGAUGACAGGUUAGCCAAAAUAGGGUACAGACAAGGGAACUAUUUUCUUUUCCAAGAAAAAGAGAAAGAACAAAAGGACCCCACUGCUUUUGUCCAUAGCGAGAAGUUAGCUGUGGCCUUUGGAUUGAUGAGUUUGCCUCCUUCUAUGCCCCUUAGAGUCAUUAAGAAUCUCCGUGUCUGCAACGAUUGCCACACUUGGAUGAAGUUUACCUCUGAAGUCAUGGGAAGAGAAAUUGUAUUGCGAGAUGUGUACAGAUUUCACCAUUUUAACAAUGGCAAUUGUUCAUGUGGAGGCUUCUGGUGAAAUGUGUUGAAGUUAAGUUCUUGAAGUGCUCCUCCUGAAGUCCCCUAUGUUUCCAUUUGUGAUCAUCAAGGUGUUACUUCAAUCUAUUCAUGUGUGGGAUACACCUCUUUGUUGGCCUGUCAUCCAGAUAUCUAAAUUUGGAAGCCAGCACAAUCAAUACCACAAAACAGGGAUCUAUAACCUUUUUUUUAAAGGUCCACUUUUCAACCCUCAACUAUUGCAGAAGUUCAUAUUUCAACCCUGAACUUUAAACUCCCCACUUGGUUUGUGCGUGAAGCAACAGUACAAGUCCCAUCUCACCGUUGAUUUCCCAGGGCAAUAUGGACUAUCUACAUUCUGUCAAAAACUGAUGGGUCCUCUCCUUGCCCAUAUGCUACCAGCCGACGACGCUGCCUUCACGUUCUCGUCCUCCCCAAGUCCAUCAAUGUCCCCGUCGCUGCGCUCGUUUGUCCAGCUUGAUCUAAUUCAUGACUUUAUCCAUGAUGACGCCCCCUAUUAGCUGCUGCGGUUGAAAUGCAACAUAUAUAACUGACGACAACCACGGCGCCGCCAUCGCAGUAGCAGCUGUUUCCGUUGCGGGACUCGGCCCAACCACAAAGAAUGCAGAGCACCUGCAGUAUGUGGAAGCCAGCUGGAGAUGUACAUCCGAUAGAAGGUUUCUCCCGCCCCAUCACGCUGUCGCCACCGCAUCGACUCCGCUCGGACGCCCGACCAUGACGAGCUUCAUAUCUUUCUCCUCGUGUUUGUCAUCGGCAGCCGAAUGAGCUAUUCCGAUGAGCCUCCCCACCGCACUAUACGCCAGACCAGUUUGUUCCCCGCCGCAUCGAUGAGUCUGACUGGCCCAAAGCCUCAAACACUCGCCGAAUUGGACCUCAGGCCUCCUUGCUGGGCUGCCAGCCCGUCUGGGCGGAUACUCCUGCCUCCACCGGAGAAGCUGGCAACUGGCAUCGAUGUGGAGAAGUUGGCAUCUAGGAGUUGAGGAAGUCAGGUGAGUUCCCAAUGGGGCCUUUGUUCUUAGCUCGCCAUUUGAAGAAGUCUUGAGUUAGCUAAUUUUCCAUUUGACCACGAAGUCAAUUUUCUGUGUGAGUUGUGCAUAUCUUGUUUAAAAUAUGAAUAUCAUGGAUGAAUCCAUGAGCUCAUGGAUGAAUAGGAGUGGCAGAUGCAGCUUAAAUCUGGAAUUAGCAAUUUUGAACAAAAUUCUGAAAGAAUUUCAAGGUCACACACAAGAAGAUUGUGUAAACCAAGAACACAUAUUAAGAAUGGCGUGCUGAUAGAAUGGCCAGUAAGGCGAAUGUUCAUACAAAAACAUUUGUAAACUGUAUGAGUUCCUUACUCAAGAAAUCUCCAGUAACAUGACAAGUGAAGACAACUUUUGAGCCGAGUACCUCCUAGAAGAUGAACCAUAGCCUAUACACUUGACCUUCUAGCUGCUACCACAGAUUUCUUCAGGAAAGUACUCUCCAUCGAAGCCACAUUUUCACUUUGCAACUUCAGCUAUGACACAUGCACAUUUAUAGAAAACAAAUUGCGAAUAUGAUUCUGCCCACAACAGGCAGGGAAUGAUACAUAUAAUCUCUCCCUUUUUUGAGGAUCAACUAAUCCACAAUAGGUACUACGAACAACACAAGUAGCUGGUAGCUAGCAGUGUGUAAAUGUUUAAAUGUGCAUAGUACUACUCGAUGAGCUGACUUCCAUUGACACGGAAGGUGCUGGUAUAAUUUCCGAUUGAUGUUCCAUCUUAUUUUUGUCCAGAAGUUCUCGUGCUUUACUCACUAGGGAAGCGAGAGUGCCAAAUUCCUUCAUUGCAAGACGAUCAGCACUAGCAAAAAUCAUGAAACCCUCAAGUGCUGACAUAUUAUCUGAAGCAUUAGACAGAGAUAGUAUCAAGCUGUCAAACCUGUCCUGUCCAGAUUUUUUUUGACGUACCAGCCUCCAUGCUGCAUCAUUGAUAUUACCAUCUUGCUGAUAAUCUUCAUUAUCAUCAGGCAAUUGGCUGUGGGCUCACGGUUUAUUUCAACCAUCUCCCUGAGCUUCCCAACAAAGCUAAAUGCGGCAUCUUCUGAGACAAUUGCCUUAACCAGCGGAGUUAAAUCAUGACCUUUGUCACUGAUCAAUCUAUCAAAUAUUGCCGCACAAAGAGAUAAUAAAGCUGCGUGCAAUUUCCUGUCCACAGAUUCCUCAUCCUUUUCCUGAAGAGAGGAAAUGAUUUCGUCCGGACCAUUGUCUUGUGAUGAAACACAACUCUCAUGGCCAUCUUCUAAGUCAGCUCCUGGUGGCUGAUACUUGUCUUUAUCUGUUUCAUUUCUUGCUUGUACUUCCUUCCUUGUUGAUCCAUGAGGAAGUAUUUGAAUGAGAACCUGCAAUGGCAAGAGCAUGUUUAAUUUGACCAGGGUACAAAGCUAUUUAGAUGAGAAGAAACGGUAAUAAUUCAAGUGAGAGAACAAGAAAACAAAAUAAAGUUCACCUUUGGCGUGACAUCUUUCAUGGCUUUCAUGAGUUCCUUGAAACAAUCUUCAUUCUCUUUGUAAUGCAUACAAAGAUGUUUCAGGGUUUCAGCUGCAGUUAUUCUGUAUGUGUUGUGGUCAGCCUUAAAGAGCAUCCUACUUAGAUCAUCGACAACACCACCAUUAGAAGAUGGUAGCAUAUUUUUCGCUUAGCAUCGCCAGUGCUUCCCCUGCCAAUUUUCUGAUGGAGCUAUCUUGGGUUUCAGAAUCAGAAGUGAAGAUGCGAGCCAUUGUCUCGAUGAAUUUUCCUCGGCUUUUGGUGCCCACUCCUGGAGCUGCAUCCAUGAGUAGUUUUGUGAGAAUUUUGAUGACUAGUAUGUAUAACUUGUGUUUACGACAGAUUUUACAGUGCAGAAUCCGCUCCAUGCUACUGAUCACUUCCGUGUUUCCGUGGAUUUGGUUACGGAGAUUCUCGCCGGUGCUUCCGGGAGAAGUCACGAUGCGGCACAUGACUUGCAGUGAUGCUGCAGCUACACCAAACCGUUCGUCAUGAUCAAUGAGGUGGAGCAUAUCAGAGCUUAUGGGGGCCAUGACCUUGAAGAGAAGGCUCUGGUCUUCGCAUAUGAGACAGCAGUUAUGUUUGUCAGCAGCGAGGCUGUCAAGGAUAACAAGGCCUUGCUUCAUGAGCGACUUGAAUUCACCGGAAGGGGCACUGUCAUCGUCAGGCUGUCGCUGAGAGGUUUCGAGCAGUGAAGAUAUACACAGUAUGCCUUGUGGAAACCGCUUCAAAUGGAUCUCUCCAGCAAGCUUCACCACUAUCCUGGCAGCGAGCUCCAUGAUCUCCUUGUCUUGUCGGCUUCUUGAAUCGAGCGCCUGCAGCAGUUUCUCAACUAUCUGGCUGCAGGAUGCCGACCCAAUGAGCUGUGCAAUCAUCGAGUGCUGCUCCUUGAGAGCUGACUGUGCCAAGAGUGCGUCCAAAAUCCUUACCCCGGAGAGGUAGCUGCCAGAUGAUUCAGACUUCAUCAAAUCCACAGCGUACGUGACCAGGUUCCUUUCCUUUACAAAUGAUGGGUCCUUGGCGCACCCAUUUCUGGUCUGACACAGAAUAUGAGAAGAACCUGUAGCAGAAGAGCACACCCUGGAACAGAGCCAGUGAGUAAAAGACAUUCAGAGCAGGCUGCAGGUUUGCACGUCCAUCCACCUCGCCGUAAUCGCGCCGUAUCAGGCGCCACAGAGAUAUCCCGCCGGUGAUCACCAACCCACACAAGUAAAGCGCUGCUAAAGGGCACAGUAUAACUGCGAACACCAGCUGCUGAAUGAACAAUAUGGUAAUCGCUACCAGUAGGCGUGCCAUGGAGGGAUCCUUGUUAUCGGCAUUUCUCCUUUUCCUGAUGUGCCAUCGCCUGUCGAUCACCGUGGCAUAUAUAACACGCAGGAAGCCGAAGUACGAUCUCCUGAUAUACUUUAACUUCUUGUUCAAAGAUACAUCGAAGACCCUGCAGGUCAGAGUUCCCAGUUAGACCAUGUGUUAUGGCGCUGCUAUAAGGAGGGGGCGAGAGGGCUGGCCGGGGACCUUUUGCCCACGGCCAGGCAAGAUGAAAGGGAUUUUCUUCUUAAUUCUUGCUUGAUUAGAUUGAUACAUCUCCUCUCUUUAUAUAGAGAGGUUUACUUGACUCCUAAGCAAGGCUUACUUGACCCCUAAGCAAGCAACCCUUAUCUCUAAUUAAUCCUAAGACUAACGGGCUAUACUGCCAGCCCAGGUCCAUUACGUACUCUAACGCUACACCCCACCUGGAUAUGCAGCUUGUCCUCGAGCUGCAGCCUAACCAACUUAUAACCAUGACUCGACGCAACACAAACCUAACACUUAAAAGCAAGCCUUUUACAUCUCGGCUUGUUUUAUUACUCUCAACCUGAAAUGGACUGAGACGCUUUAUUUUGGACCCCUUAACAAAAAGUGGACACCAUCCGCACGUCGGACGUGCACGUGUACAGCCACCUGGAUCCC
This is a messenger RNA of Triticum aestivum (bread wheat), 7423 nucleotides long. Its product is annotated as pentatricopeptide repeat-containing protein At4g13650. The transcript has 4 exons. Gene Ontology annotation, biological process: RNA modification. The record is from RefSeq and is a predicted model, not a curated record. NCBI's taxonomy places the organism in Eukaryota, Viridiplantae, Streptophyta, Magnoliopsida, Poales, Poaceae. Gene Ontology annotation, molecular function: protein binding; zinc ion binding; RNA binding. Bases 212 to 2971 code for a protein of 919 amino acids.